This is a messenger RNA of Miscanthus lutarioriparius, 612 nucleotides long. The record is from the annotation of a GenBank genome assembly. Lineage: Eukaryota; Viridiplantae; Streptophyta; Magnoliopsida; Poales; Poaceae.
AUGCCAUACCUCUUCGGCGGGCUGGCGGCCAUGCUGGGGCUCAUCGCGCUGUCGCUCCUGGCGCUGGCCUGCUCCUACUGGACGCUGUCCGGCAGCCUCCUGGCCUCCGCGGGGGAGCCAGACGACGACCUGGAACGCCGGCCCGGCGACGGGAAGGCCGCGGCGGCCGCCGGGGAGCGUUGGCGGGAGCACGUGGUGGUCAUCAUGGCCGGCGACGAGAGGCCCACGUUCCUCGCCACGCCGGCGUCGGGCCGGGGCGCCCCGGACGACGCCCGUGGUGUCGUCGUCAGCGUGGGCUGCGGUGGCGGCGGCGGCUCCGGCUCUGAGGACGGCGAAGAAGGGAGAAAUGAGGCUGGAAGUGGAGCUGUGAUUCGAUCAAAGAGUUGGAGCAAAGAAUUGAACCGAGAAACGCAUGCAACGGAAAGAGCAGGAAACGACAUGGGUAAACUUGAGGGGAAACUGUUCAGUUGCAGCGUGGAUCCAUCGAAGUUCCCAAAGAGAGACAGUGGCCAGUGGCCACGCAAACAGAAACAGGCAGACCGUUUGGCUCGCUCGUCGCCACGGCCCACGGAUAGAGCUGGACAGCUUGCAGAUGGAGAUGGACAGGGGUAA